CCUUCCAUCCACACUGUGUUCUCUCUCUGUGUGACGCUAGUGAGGAAACACUGUGGUUAUUUCAGCCAGUCAUUUAGAGGCAGCAGCCUGUCUCUCUCUUUCAAUCACUCCCUCGCUCACUCUCACACUCACCAGCAUGCAUUCCUACUCGGCUCCUCACUCCCCCUCGCAUUGUAUGCCUGUCCUUUCCUUCCAGAAGAGAGGGAUCAUGCUUCGUCCUUUUCCCUCCUCCUUCUCCUCCUCCUCUUCUUCACUUCCUCACUAUCAUUCUGGGGUCUUUGUAUUAAACGGAGCACUUUCACCACGUUUUCCUUCUGAGCAGAGCAUUGGAAGCUGUCCCUCUCUUCUCAGCAUGGUGGACUUUUAGAAGCGGGAUUUCCUGGGCUAGGACGCUUGCACAUCAGCUCUCUACACUACCAAAGGUCCUGGUGGGAUGCAAGUCUUAGUGGGACUCCUGCUUUCUUCACAGGACAGCUCACUUCUCCUUGAAGUUUAAGGACAAUCCAGGAAUCUCUUCAUUUUUUUUGUCUGUGUGUGAGAGAGCGAGAGUGUGUGUGUUGGUCUGUUAAGAUUUGGUUAUGAGUGUGUAAGAUAGUCUGUGUGUGAGCGAGUCUGUGUGUGGCUGUGUGUGUUGCUCUGUAUGCAGUGCAGUCCGCUCCCGCUCCUGGUUUUUGACUGGAGGGUUUAGCCGACGCUGGAGGGUGAAGGAGACCGCUCCACUGCAGUGGACCCGCUGUCCCCUACUCCCGGAGAACCUCCCCAGUGGCACAGACUAGUAUGAGAAGCGGAGGGAAGAGAAAGAGAAGGGCUGAGAGCCAGGUAUAACAAACAGAGAGAAAGAGGUAGAAUGAGAGGGGACUUCUCGACAAAACAGUGAAGUGUAUGACCACUAAAGGAGACAAAAACCACUUCAGGAGAAACAAAGACACUACAGACACAUACAACCCAGUGAAGACUGGAGCAAGGCUGGCAAGCAGCCCCAGCAGCCCACCACCACCACCGACAGUACAGCCACCACCAUGCAGGUGUCGUUUGCAUGUUCGGACCAGGACGGAGGAAGAGGAGGGCUGAGGCCCCCGGGGAAUGGAGGGCACAGCAAGCAGAAUGCCACCAGUGCCAACACGGCCAGCCAGGCGCGGGCACGUUUCCGCACGGUGGCCCUUAUCGCCCGCAGCCUGGGCUCCUUUACCAACCGCUACCACCACAACCUCAAGGAGUCCACCGCCAAGCUCACUGGCAUGAAGUACCGGAACCUGGGGAAAUCAGGCCUGCGUGUUUCCUGUUUGGGCCUCGGUACUUGGGUAACGUUUGGAGGUCAGAUUUCAGAUGAGGUGGCUGAGCAGCUGAUGACCAUCGCCUACGAGAACGGGGUCAAUCUCUUCGACACAGCCGAAGUUUACGCUGGGGGGAAAGCUGAGAUAAUCCUGGGGAACAUCAUCAAGAAGAAGUGCUGGAGGAGGUCGAGUCUGGUGAUCACCACCAAGCUCUACUGGGGAGGAAAAGCGGAAACAGAGAGAGGACUCAACAGAAAGCACAUAAUUGAAGGUCUGAGGAGCUCUCUACAGAGGAUGCAGCUGGAGUAUGUGGAUGUGGUGUUUGCCAACCGGCCCGACAGCAACACCCCCAUGGAGGAGAUUGUGAGGGCGAUGACCCAUGUGAUCAACCAGGGUAUGUCCAUGUACUGGGGGACAUCACGAUGGUCUGCCAUGGAGAUCAUGGAGGCGUACUCUGUGGCUAGGCAGUUUAACCUGAUCCCUCCAGUGUGUGAGCAGGCCGAGUAUAAUUUCUUCCAGAGGGACAAGGUUGAGACACAGCUGCCUGAGCUCUAUCACAAGAUAGGUGUGGGUGUGGUAUCCUGGUCGCCUCUAGCUUGUGGAAUCAUCACUGGGAAGUAUGAGAAUGGAAUCCCAGAAUGCUCCAGGGCCUCCAUGAAGCCGUAUGCCUGGCUGAAGGAGAAGAUAGUGAGUGACGAUGGGAGGAAACAACAGGCCAAGCUGAAGGAGCUGACUACCAUCUCUGAGAAGCUGGGUUGCACUCUGCCACAACUAGCCAUCGCCUGGUGCCUGAGGAAUGAAGGAGUGAGCUCAGUGUUGCUGGGAACAUCCAGCCCCAUCCAGCUUGCAGAGAACCUGAGGGCCAUGGAGGUCAUUCCAAAGAUGACAGCAGGCAUUGUCACAGAGAUUGACCAAGUCUUGGGAAACCGACCGCACAGUAAGAAGGACUUUCAUCAAGCACAUUAGGAUAGACCAUUUUACAGAACUGUGAUUGAUAGGCCUAAUCUGGACAAGAUCUCAUCAGUGGCACCUCCAGUAUGUGCCCAACCCUGCUCUUGUGUAUGUGUGUGUGUUCUGCACAGCUCCUCCGCCUGCCUCGUCCGUAUGAAGAUCAGCCUGUACUCAAUGUCGUUAACUGAGAGCUCUACUUGACAAAGCAUGCAUGCCACAGCUCUGCUACAGUGCAGACAGUUUAAACUUGCCUAAACAAUCAUUGUUAUCAAGAUGUGCUCAUAAAAGAAAAUCACACCAUUUCUUGAAUGGGGUCCAUCUGUUUGUAAAAGUAAUCUUUCUCUUGAUUUGAGAGCAACUUCCUCUGUCUCUGUAACAUCAGAGGAUAGUAUAUAGUGCAUCUCAAACAAUAAUUCAUCCUCAGAGCUACCAAUGAGCUUUAAAAGCAUGUCUGUAAUACAUUUUUAGACAUGCAUGGAUCAGGGGAGGUUAAACAUAAUUCCAAGCCACUAAAUAUCCCUUUGAGUAUGGUCAAGUAUGGUAAUUCAUCUCUGGAUGGUGUAUCAUAUCACCCAGACACUGCAAAGAUCUGGCCACCCUUCCUAAAUGUGCUGUGGCUGAGAAUGGAAACUGCUCAGGGAUAUCGCUAUGAGGCUAAAGACGUACAUGGAUUAACAACAUCCCAUUCACUCCAUAUUACUGGCAUGUAUGACAAAGUAAAAAGAAGGAAGCCUGUGCUAAACAAUCCAUUCCAAAUCAUCCAUCCAGUUUGCAACAAGGCCAUUAAGUAAUACUGCAAUACAUCAUGGCAAAGAAAUGCACUUUUUGGACUAAAUAAGGAAACAGGAAACGUUUGGGGCAAAUCCAACGCAACACAUCACAGAGUGAAAACCUCUGGAUUUCCAAGUAUUGUAGUGGCAGUAUCAUGUUAUGGGUAUGCAUGUCACCGGCAAUAUCUGGGGAGUUUGUCCAGAUCAAAAUAAAUAUAAAUGGAGCAAAGCAAAUCUAACAUUUUACAGGAAAACAUGCCUCAUUCCUCUGAAGACCUAACACUAGGAUAUAAUUGUAUUUUUCAGAGGGAAAUUUAUAUGACUUUUAAAGCCAAAAACACUCCAGAAUGGCUUUCGAAUAGAUGUGUUCCUUAGUGGUCUAGUCUCAGUCCUGACUUGGCCUAAAUCUGCUUUAAAAUCAGAGACAAGAUUUGAAUCUUCCUAUACAUCAAUAAUUCCCAACCAAACUGACUGAGCUUGAGCAAUUUUGACAAACACAAUGUAUAUAUGUUGCCCUAAAACUUGUACAAAGUUGGUGGAAUCUUAUUCAAAAUGAGUCAUAGAAGUAACUGCUGCCAAUAGUGCAUCCACCAAGAGCUAUGCAAUCAAGAUAUCUUUACUUCUUAUUUUUGAAUCCGUUUAGACAUUUUCUAUGCAUCUCCUUUCACUUUGAAAAUGUGUGUAGAUUGUCUAGAUCAGCAGGAAAACAAAAAUCCUAUUUAAUCCCAUUUCAGAUUUAAAUUCAAGGCAGCAAAAUCUGAAGACUGUACAAGCGGUGCGUAGGUUUUCACUAGGCACUGUACAUGACUUAAGUGACAACGCAUGCCAAUAUAUCCUCCAAACACCGGCUUCGAGGACAUUAUCACUAUCACUAUUAUCACAUAUUCCAGUAAUGAUUGACAUAUUUUCAUUAAAAAAAAUAUUUUGAAUAAUUUAUUAAUACUAUUUCAUCCUUCCACAAGAUAUA
Messenger RNA from Oncorhynchus tshawytscha (Chinook salmon), 3962 nucleotides. Its product is annotated as voltage-gated potassium channel subunit beta-1. Bases 1020 to 2240 code for a protein of 406 amino acids. Gene Ontology annotation, molecular function: transmembrane transporter binding; voltage-gated potassium channel activity; potassium channel regulator activity. Lineage: Eukaryota; Metazoa; Chordata; Actinopteri; Salmoniformes; Salmonidae. The transcript is spliced from 14 exons. Gene Ontology annotation, biological process: transmembrane transport; potassium ion transport; negative regulation of delayed rectifier potassium channel activity. The record is from RefSeq and is a predicted model, not a curated record. Gene Ontology annotation, cellular component: cytoplasm; juxtaparanode region of axon; membrane.